UCCGUCGAGCCGCUGCCUCUUUCGGCGAGGAGGGCGAGGGGGCGCCCCGGUGCGCGGCUCUGCGUUCCGCCGCUGCGCCCCCAUCUCGCCCUGCAGCUGAUGCCAAGGGAGGGGCGACGUGAUGGGCUUCCUGCACCAACUUUAUCUCCUGCUAUGGAAGAACGUGACGCUGAAGCGACGCAGCCCGUGGGUUCUGGCCUUCGAGAUCUUCAUCCCGCUGGUCCUUUUCUUCAUCCUGCUGGGGCUGAGGCAGAAGAAGCCCACCAUCGCUGUGAAGGAAGUCUCUUACUACACAGCAGCUCCGCUCACCUCGGCUGGGAUUUUGCCCGUCAUGCAGUCUCUGUGUCCUGACGGACAGCGCGAUGAGUUCGGGUUUUUGCAGUACUCCAAUUCCAUGGUGACCCAGCUGCUCGAGCGGCUGAACGAGGUGGUGGUGAAGAGCAACCUCUUUGACCCGGAUCGCGCCGGGCCCGAGGAGGAGCUGGAGUCUCUCCGGCGCCACCUGGAGUCUCUCGGCAGCAGCGGGCCCAGCGCUGUGGAGACCCACUUCACCUCCCAGGCAGCCCCAGGCUUUUCCCUCGACUCCGUCGCCAAGGACAAGCUGGAGCUUCAUCGCUUUCUCAUGCAGAACCUCUCUUUGUCCAACGAGACGGUGGAGCUCCUCACGGGCUCCAGCAUUAACCUGAAAGAGGUCUACUGGCUCGUCUUUGGCACGUCUCCCGGCUCGGCUGACAGCCGGGGCCCAGCGGGGAAGCGGCACCACCCGGAGAAAAGCUUCCUGGGCAGCUUGAAGAUGAUGGAAGAUGGGCUGGUCCGGCAAGCGUUGCGCCGCCCCCCCAAAGGCCCCCAGCAAAAGGCCAUCGUCCGUCUCUUCUCCCAAGCCUUGGGUCUCGCCAGCCCUGCGGCAGAACCCCCUGGCUCCUACAGCCCGCAGACCUUUGUGAAGGACGUGGAGAACAUCCUUUUCACCCCCCCUGUGCUGGAGAGCCUGACGUGUCGCCAGAGCCAGGACGAGCUAAGACGCAUCCUGAUCGUCCCGGACCACCAGCAGCCCCUCCUGCGCGCCUAUCGUGCUGCUGUCUGCAACCGGAGCGCCAGCCUGCGGGCCAGCUAUUUCAGGCAGUUGGCCAUGGAGAUGAAGGACCAGCUGGAAGCUCACAAGGUGGUUGAACAGCUGAAGCUGGACGAGGUGAACCACACGGCGGCCCAGAGCCGCCUCCACACCCUGCUGGAGGACUUGAUGGAGAUGGAGGAGGUGCUGAAGGACGUGGACAUACUCUCGGCCCUGGCCAAGCUUCUCCCCAAGGGGGCCUGUGCUGCAAAAGCACCCCCCACCGCUCCCAACAGCACCGGCUCCGCCGGGAACUUCACCUCCGGCACCAAUUCCAGCUCGGAGGAGGGCAGGGCCGAGAGCGAGCCGCCGGCCGAGGAUCCACAAGGACAGUGCUCCGCGUUCGUGCAGCUCUGGGCCGGCCUGCAGCCCAUCCUCUGUGGAAACAACCGGACAAUUGAACCCGAGGCGCUUCGGCAGGGGAACAUGAGCUCUUUGGGGUUCACCAGCAAAGAGCAGCGCAACCUGGGUCUCCUGGUGCAUCUCAUGACGAGCAACCCCAAGAUCCUGUAUGCGCCGGUUGGCACCGAGGUGGAUAAAGUCAUCUUGAAGGCCAACGAGACCUUUGCCUUUGUUGGGAAUGUGACGCGCUACGCCCAGGUUUGGCUGAACAUCUCUGCCGAGAUCCGCGGCUUCUUGGAGGAGGGCAAGCUGCAGCAGUGGGUCAGCUGGCUCCAGCAGAUGGCGGCUGACCUUCACAGGCACCCUGAGAUCCUGAACGUCUCAGACAGCAUCCUGUUCCACAACUUCAUGGAGAGUAAUUUCUCUUUGUCCAACACCAGCACGCUCCUGCAGCAGCUGGACACGAUCGACAACGCUGCCUGCGGCUGGAUCCAGUUCAUGUCCAAGGUCAGCGUGGACAUCUUCAAGGGCUUUCCGGACGAGGAGAGCAUCGUGAACUACACCCUGAACCAAGCCUACCACGACAAUGUCACCGUCUUUGCCAGUGUGAUCUUCCAAACCAACAAGGAUGGCAGCCUCCCACCUCACGUCAUGUACAAGAUCCGCCAAAAUUCCAGCUUCACGGAGAAGACCAACGAGAUCCGCCGGGCAUAUUGGAGGCCUGGACCAAACACCGGGGGCCGUUUCUACUUCCUUUAUGGCUUUGUCUGGAUCCAAGACAUGAUGGAGCGCGCCAUUAUCAACACCUUUGUCGGCCGCGAUGUGGUCGAGCCUGGCAAUUACGUGCAGAUGUUUCCGUACCCCUGUUACACCCGUGAUGAUUUCCUGUUUGUGAUUGAGCACAUGAUGCCUCUGUGCAUGGUCAUCUCCUGGGUGUACUCGGUCGCCAUGAUGAUCCAGCAUAUUGUUGCAGAGAAGGAGCACCACCUGAAAGAGGUGAUGAAGAUGAUGGGGCUGAAUAACGCGGUCCACUGGGUAGCAUGGUUCAUCACAGGCUUCGUCCAGCUGUCCAUCUCGGUCACAGCGCUGACCGCCAUUCUCAAGUACGGGAAGGUCCUUAUGCACAGCGACGUGGUCAUCAUCUGGCUCUUCCUGGCCAUCUACGCUGUGGCCACCAUCAUGUUCUGCUUCCUGGUCUCCGUGCUCUAUUCCAAGGCCAAGCUGGCCUCGGCGUGUGGCGGGAUCAUCUACUUCCUCAGCUACGUCCCCUACAUGUAUGUCGCCAUCCGGGAGGAAGUGGCCCACGACAAGAUCACCGCCUUUGAGAAGUGCAUUGCCUCCCUGAUGUCCACCACGGCCUUUGGGCUGGGCUCCAAGUACUUUGCCCUCUACGAAGUGGCGGGCGUGGGCAUCCAGUGGCACACCUUCAGCCAGUCCCCUGUGGAGGGGGAUGACUUCAACCUUCUCCUUUCCAUGAUGAUGUUGAUCAUCGAUGCCGUGGUCUACGGGGUGCUGACGUGGUAUAUCGAAGCCGUGCACCCAGGAACGUACGGGCUGCCCCGGCCUUGGUACUUUCCGCUGCAGAAGUCCUAUUGGCUGGGAAAUGGGCGCACCGAGGCCUGGGACUGGUCAUGGCCCUGGUCCCAGAUGACCCACCUAAGUGUCACAGAGGAGGACCAAGCAUGUGCCAUGGAGAACAGAAGGAUGGAGGAGAGCCGGGGCAUCGAGGAGGAGCCCACCCACCUGCCCCUGGUGGUCUGCGUGGACAAACUGACCAAGAUCUACAAGACCGACCAAAAGCUGGCUCUGGACAAGCUGAGCCUCAACCUUUACGAGAACCAGGUGGUGUCCUUUCUGGGUCACAACGGCGCCGGCAAGACGACCACCAUGUCCAUCCUGACAGGCCUUUUCCCCCCAACCUCUGGCUCCGCCACCAUUUACGGCCACGACAUCCGGACGGAAAUGGACGAGAUCCGGAAGAACCUGGGCAUGUGCCCUCAGCACAACGUCCUCUUUGACAAGCUGACCGUGGAGGAGCAUCUCUGGUUCUACUCGCAGCUGAAGGGCACCGCAGAAGAGGAGAUCUGCAAGGAGAUGGCCAAGAUGAUCGAGGACCUGGAGCUGACCCACAAGUGCCACUUCCUGGUGCAGAUGCUCUCUGGAGGGAUGAAGAGGAAGCUCUCGGUCGCCAUUGCCUUCGUGGGGGGCUCGCGGGCCGUCAUCCUGGACGAACCCACUGCUGGCGUUGACCCCUAUGCCCGCCGAGCUAUCUGGGACCUCAUCCUCAAGUAUAAACAAGGAAGGACCAUCCUCCUCUCGACGCACCACAUGGAUGAGGCUGACCUCCUGGGGGACCGAAUUGCCAUCAUCUCCCAUGGGAAACUGAAAUGCUGUGGCUCGCCGCUCUUCCUGAAAAGCACGUACGGGGACGGGUACAAGCUGACAGUGGUCAAGAAGCAGUCGGACUCCCGGACCAACACGGAGGCCGGGCUCCCCUGGAGCCCCCCUUGCCCCUCCGCCGUCAGCCCGUGCUCCGAAGAGCGAGUCACCCAGUUCAUCAAGAAGCACGUGGCUUCCUGCAUCCUCAUCUCCAACACCAACACGGAGCUCUCCUACAUCCUGCCCAGCGAGGCCGUCAAGAAGGGCUGCUUUGAACGGCUGUUCCAGCACCUGGAGCACAGCUUGGAUGAACUGGACCUCACCAGCUUUGGUCUGAUGGACACCACCCUCGAGGAGGUCUUCCUCAAGGUCUCAGAAGAAGAUCAGUCCCUCGAGAACAGCGAUGCUGACAUGAAGGAGUCCAAGAAAGACACUUUUGCACUGCCCAGUCCCUGCCUCGGCCCCAAGCCCGAAGCCAAUGGCCAGCCCGCCCUGAGGUCAGAAAGGCCGACGAACCCAGAGGGCAAUCUGGGGAACCUCCUAGCCUGCUCAGACCUGGCUCAGUCACGGGCGUCACUGCAGUCAUCCUCCUCGGCCGGCUCCAUACGCGGCGAGGAAGGCGGGCCUUACUCGGAGUUCUAUGGGGAAUACUCCCCCUUGCCCGAAAACCCACAGGACCCCGAUAACAGCAGUCUGCAGGACCAAGACGCUGAUCCGGAGGAGGCAGCCCUGGCCGGGCAAGGCAGCUGCAAGCGGGAGGGCUCUUGGCUGAAGCCGCGCCAGUUUCACGGGCUGAUCGUCAAGCGCUUCCAUUGUGCCAAGCGCAACAGCAAGGCGCUCUUCUCCCAGAUCCUGCUGCCGGCCUUCUUCGUCUGCGUCGCCAUGACGGUGGCCCUCUCUGUCCCAGAAAUAGGUGACCUGCCUCCCCUCAUCCUUUCGCCGUCUCAGUAUCACAAUUACACCCAGCCCAGAGGCAACUUCAUUCCGUACGCCAACGAGGAACGUGGCUACCACAAGCCAUCACCAGACGCCAGCCCCCAGCAGCUGGUGAGCACCUUCUACCUGCCCUCCGGCAUCGGGGCCACCUGUGUCCUCAAGUCGUCCUUCAACAGCACGUUGGACCAGCAGGUUCAGUCCCUGAACCUCAACAGCAACGAGUCCAAGAUGUUGGCUGCCAAGUACUUUGAUGCCAUGUGCCUGGACUCCUUCACCCAGGGCCUGCCCCUCUCCAACUUCGUGCCUCCCCCUCCAUCCCCAGCCCCCUCCGACUACCCCUUCUCCCUGGAUGAGGACUUGCUGCAGGCCUGGAAUUUCACCACCUUCCCACCCACCGUUAAAGAGACGGUCACCUCCACCCCAUCCCAGCCCAGUAUCAUCCACGAACCCAUCAAAUGUACCUGCUCCAUGCAGGGCACCGGCUUCUCCUGCCCCAGCGGGGUGGGGGGGCAUCCCCCCCAGAUGAAGGUGGUGACGGGGGACAUACUGGUGGACAUCACAGGGCGCAACGUCUCAGAGUAUCUGCUCUAUACAUCAGACCGCUUUCGGCUGCACAGGUAUGGCGCCAUGUCCUUUGGCAACAUCCAGAAGUCCAUCCCAGCCUCUUUUGGGACCACGGCGCCCCCGAUGGUCCGGAAAAUUGCUGUCCGCAGCACCGCCCAGGUGUACUACAACAACAAAGGUUACCACAGCAUGCCCACCUACCUCAACGCCCUCAACAAUGCAAUCCUCCGCGCCAACCUGCCCAGUAGCCGGGGCAACCGUGCAGCCUAUGGCAUCACCCUGACCAACCAUCCCAUGAACAAGACCAGCGCCAGCCUUUCUCUGGAUUACCUCCUCCAGGGCACUGACGUGGUCAUCGCCAUCUUCAUUAUCGUGGCCAUGUCCUUCGUGCCGGCCAGCUUCGUUGUCUUCCUGGUGGCCGAGAAGUCCACCAAAGCCAAACACCUCCAGUUUGUCAGCGGCUGCGACCCCGUCAUCUACUGGCUGGCCAACUACGUCUGGGACAUGCUCAACUAUCUGGUGCCAGCCACCUGCUGCAUCAUUAUCCUGUUCGUCUUCGACCUGCCGGCUUACACCUCUCCCACCAACUUCCCCGCGGUGGUCGCCCUCUUCCUGCUCUACGGGUGGUCCAUGACGCCCAUCAUGUACCCAGCUUCUUUCUGGUUCGACGUGCCCAGCUCGGCAUACGUCUUCCUCAUCGUCAUCAACCUCUUCAUUGGCAUCACAGCCACCGUGGCCACUUUCCUCCUGCAGCUCUUUGAACAUGACAAGGACCUGAAGAUGGUGAACAGCUACUUAAAAAGCUGCUUCUUGAUUUUCCCCAAUUACAACUUGGGUCACGGACUCAUGGAGAUGGCGUACAACGAAUACAUCAACGAAUACUACGCCAAGAUCGGGCAGUUUGACAAGAUUAAGUCUCCCUUUGAGUGGGACAUUGUGACUCGGGCCCUGGUGGCUAUGACUGUUGAAGGGUUCGUGGGCUUUUUCAUCACCAUCAUGUUCCAGUACAACUUUCUCCGAAAACCACAGCGCCUUCCCGUGUCCACCAAACCCAUCGAAGAUGACGUGGACGUGGCUGCCGAGCGGCAGCGAGUUCUGCGUGGGGACGCCGACAACGACAUGCUCAAGAUUGAGAACCUCACCAAGGUGUACAAGUCCCGCAAGAUUGGGCGCAUUCUGGCCGUGGACCGGCUGUGCGUGGGUGUCCGGCCAGGAGAGUGCUUCGGCUUGUUGGGCGUCAACGGGGCAGGGAAGACGACCACCUUCAAGAUGCUGACAGGGGACGAGACCACGACCAACGGCGAGGCCUUCAUCAAUGGGCACAGCAUCCUGAAGGAACUGCUGCAGGUCCAGCAGAGCCUGGGCUAUUGCCCGCAGUUCGACGCCCUCUUUGACGAGCUGACGGCACAGGAGCACCUGGAGCUGUACACGCGGCUGCGUGGCAUCCCUUGGAAGGAUGAGGAGCGGGUGGUUAAGUGGGCGCUGAAGAAGCUGGAGCUGAACAAGUGUGCCAACAAGCCUGCGAGCACCUUCAGUGGUGGCAACAAGAGGAAGCUGUCCACCGCCAUUGCGCUGAUCGGCUACCCAGCCUUCAUUUUCCUGGAUGAGCCAACCACGGGCAUGGACCCCAAGGCCAGGCGCUUCCUGUGGAACCUCAUCCUGGACAUCAUCAAGACGGGCCGCUCCGUGGUUCUGACCUCGCACAGCAUGGAGGAGUGCGAGGCCCUCUGCACGCGGCUGGCCAUCAUGGUGAACGGGCGCCUCAAGUGUCUGGGCAGCAUACAGCACCUCAAGAACCGGUUUGGGGACGGCUACAUGAUCACUGUACGGACCAAGUCCAGCCUGAACGUGAAGGAGGUGGCCCAGUUCUUCAGCCGGAACUUCCCAGAGGCCGUUCUCAAGGAGAGGCACCACACGAAGGUGCAGUAUCAGCUGAAGUCGGAGCACAUCUCGCUCGCUCAAGUCUUCAGCAAGAUGGAGCAGGUGGUGGCCGUCCUGGGCAUCGAGGAUUACUCCGUCAGCCAGACCACGCUGGACAACGUGUUCGUAAACUUUGCCAAAAAGCAGAGCGAUAACCUGGAGCAACAGGAGAGCCUCCUGCCCUGCUCGAUAGAGUCCCCUCUGCAGCGCCUCCUGAACCUGCUGCGGCCCCGCGGGGCCCCGACGGAGCUGCGGACCAUGGUGGUGGAGGAGCCCGAGGACUUGGAGACAGACGACGAGGGGCUGAUCAGCUUUGAGGAGGAGCGGGCGCAGCUCUCCUUCAACACUGAUACCCUCUGCUGAAGAUGGAGGGGACACAGCCCCCUCCCUUGGCUGUGCGACCACCAACCCCUUCCCGCUUCGUGGGUGCCGCCCUUGGCCUCUCCGUCGAGUGAGCGGGAGCUUCCCGGAGGCGGGGGCAAUGAGAGGAGGCAUCGCCCAGCCUUUGACCUGGGUGGGCCCCCGAGAGAGGAGCUGGCCGUGUGCAGUUGAGCAGAUGGCCAGGGCCAGAACGCCGCAUGCGAAGACUCGGGGAGGGGCGUUUGGGCAGAGGAGAGCUGCCUCCGAGCCCCACCUGAACCCUGCAGUUUUGGGCAUUAGUCCCCGGAGAGACUGCGUGCUGUUGCACCUCGCUGCCUUUUCUGUUUGGCCGCCCUGGAUCGGACUGCGGAGGGCACCGGCUGUGCUGCGGAGGAAGCCUCACGGGGCUCCAUCUGCCCUUCCCAAACGGGAGGCGCAAGAUGCCAGAGGGGGCCCAUCCUUCUGGAACAAGUCUCUGGAUCGCUUCGGGGGGGGGCUUGUCCAUCCCCCGCAGGGCGUCCCUGCGGGCAGGCCCCUCCCUCCCCCUGCCCUCAGCCCAGGGCCACGGUCCCGCUGCCCGUUCCGUGCGGGCUUGGAAGGCGCUGCGCCCCAGGCAUCCUGCUAAAAAGGAAACCGACCGACCGACCCACCCUAACCCCGGAAGCAGCCCGCGGGAGCGCACCUGGCCCCGUGAGCCUCGCUCUCCGUUUCCUCUAACCCAGCUUGGAGCUUUUUGCUAUGUUAAAGGUAACCUUCUUUCCGAUUCUGUCCUUUAAAGCAUUAAGUGACUCGACCGGACUGAAAGCUCCCAAAACGGCAGAGGCCUUCCGGAAGCUUUUCCACCGAACCUCCUCUGCUCGCGUCCUAAUUUGGCACGGCGUUAAUAGGAAGCCUCCAGUAGGAUACUGAGUUUAUCUUUCAGAAGCCCCCUGGCCAGGGACGGUCUCCAAGGAGGGCCUGGCAUCAGGUCUCCUGCUUCUAACCAUGGAGGCUCAAUUACGUGGUAACCAUGAAUAGCUGCCGGUGGGCCUGUACAGUUGCCUCUUCGCCCAGGCAGCCCAAAGUAGCUGGGAGAGCCUUCUCCAGCUUCUGGAGUCGCUCCAGAUGUGCGGGACUUCAACUCCUGAUGCCCCAGCCAGGUGGCUUAGGAAGAUGGGAGCUGUAGUCUAACCUGCCAGAUGGGGCUGCAGUUGGAGAGGGCAGGUCCGUGGUCCACCCGUCCUUUCUUGGUUGGGGAGUGGCACCACCCGCAGCAUUUGCCGUAUUCACCCACCCCCGGCUGAGUGCGCCUUGCACCACAGAAGCCACGAGACCAGCUGUGGCUUCCCAACGUUUUUAACCCCAGUCGAAGAGGGAGAGGUGCUGGAAGACCCUUUGGAGUCCGAGCAGGGCCUGGCUCCCUUCUCAGCUCGGCCACACAGGAACUGCAGAGCUUCUUAGCGCAGAACGAGUGUAAAUUGUAUUUUGAGAAAGAUGAAGAUUUUAGACAAAGACUGCAUUGGUUUAUUUUCUGCUUGGCAAGCACAAUGUUUUUUAUUCACUGGACAGCCAGGGAGGGGUGCGAAUGCGGGUAGGUACCCAAGCAGUGUGGGAAUCUGGUGGCGAGGAUGGGACUGUGCACGUUCCCCCAUCUCCCCUCCCCAAGCACAGCUGUCGGGCAGCUGGCCUUGGCCCGCCUCUCCCUGGUCCCCCCGUUAGGGAGCUGAAAGCAAAGGGGAGACAUCAGGCCGCCCGCAAACAAAAGCCCGCUAGGGAGGACUCUGUGCUGAGCUCGGCCGACGUCUGCUCUGCCUGCCCCCAGCCACUCUCUCGGCCCGACCCCUGGCGUGGGGGAUCCUGAGCCCCACCGGGGCGGCUUGCAAGGGGAGUGCCUGCGGUUGGCCUUUGCAAGGAGCCCGUACAUUGCUAGCAAAAGAACCGGAAAACCCAAUGUGAAAAAUAAUUAUUGUUUUAAUAAAAAGAUUAUGAUAACCUA
Molecule: messenger RNA, 9587 nt
Organism: Python bivittatus (Burmese python)
Lineage: Eukaryota; Metazoa; Chordata; Lepidosauria; Squamata; Pythonidae
Source: RefSeq, a predicted model, not a curated record